Messenger RNA from Thamnophis sirtalis, 5648 nucleotides. The record is from RefSeq and is a predicted model, not a curated record. Lineage: Eukaryota; Metazoa; Chordata; Lepidosauria; Squamata; Natricidae.
AUGGCCUUAUCAGGAGACACAAGCUGGGAGGAAUGUACUUCUGUGUCUCAGGAUGCUGCUUCCAUUGAAAUUUGGAACAAGACUUUGGAAAAAGUGCCGAGAAGAGCAAAAUUAAAACAAAACCCACCGUCCGUCCAAGAUGAAGUGACUAAAGCCCUUGACCGGGAGAGGGCUGCGUCCAGCGAGCAUUUGGCUAGGGCCGUCCUGCGCGAGAGAACUUCAGCCGAAGAGGAACGCAUGAAGUCCCAGCUACUGGGGACGCCUGUCAAAGUGUCAUCUCGGCCAAAAAGACACCAUUCCCCUUCUGGAACCAUCGAAACUGUCAACCUUGAUGCCAUCCCUUUAGCCAUUUCUUGUCUGGACAACAGUGCGGCAAAGCACAAACUCUCAGUCAGGCCAAAGAAUCAGAGGCUUUCCAAAAAGCACAGAUUGUCAAAGGAGGUACAAAGUUUAAUAGAGGCUGACUUUGGACAAGACUUCCUAGAAUCACAGGGCACUGAAGAUAAAGUGACAAAAGAUGAUAGCUAUUACAAACCAGAGAAGUUAACCCAGCAUGGAGAAGUCCAGGAACUGAAAACUGAAGGAAAGCGAAAACAAGACUACUGGAUAAACCUUGAGGCAGGGAAGAAGGAACAAAUGGCUGAAACAAAAUUCAAAAUCCCUAUGGAACACAAAAGACUUCAAGAAUUUGAGGGAAGCCAUGGAGAACAAGUGGGGAAGAAACUGAAACUUCAGGAAGAACAUCUUUAUCAAAUGGAGGAGAAAAAAGACCAAGAUCAUCAGACAAAAGGGCUACAAGAACAAGAAAAUCAGGGAAGGCAUGGAGAAGGGCCUGAAAAAUUACAGGCACAAAUCCCCCAAAAAUCUCAGGAUCUUGAGGAACAAAAACACAGGGAUCAAGAACAGGCACAACAUGAACUAGAGGCACAAAGACAGCAGGAAGAGUGGAAACCAUGUGAAAUGGUCACGCAAUGGCAGAAGGAGAAAAAGAAGAAGCAACAAGAACCAGAGGCACAAAGGCAGCAGGUAGAAGCAAAAAGACAGGGUGAACUAGAGGUCCAAAGACGACAGCAGGAAGAACAAAAGAGACAAUGUGAAAUGGGACUACAAAGACAGCCGGAAGAAGCAAGGAGACAACGUGAACGCGAAUUACAAAAAAAGCAGGAGGAAGAACAUAAGAGACAAUGCGAACUGCAGUUCCAAAGGCAGCAACAGGAAGAAGCAAAGAGGCAACUCGAGCGGGAGGUCCAAAGACAGCAUGAGGAAGAACAGAAAAGACAAUGCGAAUUGGAGGUCCAAAGGCAACAUCAGGAAGAAGCAAGGAAACAACAUGAACUGGAGAUUCAAAGACAGCGGGAAGCAGAGCAAAAGAGACAACGUGAGCUAGAACUGCAGAGACAGCGGGAGGAAGAACAAAAGAGACANGAUUGUUGGGGGUAUGGGUACCACAUUAGGAAGUCUGGACAAAGAGUGAAAGAGUGGACAUUGCUUGAAGAACAUAGAAUGACAGUCCAAUUCUUAUCAGCUGAACUGCAAUUUCAACAGUUGGCCAAGAAUAUUAAAUUUGGCCAACCCCCACAAAUGACAGUCUCUGUGAAAACACCUGGGGAAGCUAGUGGAAGUUUGGAAGCAGAUGUGUUGCUGAAUAACCCCAUGGAGACGGUGAUGCCACCAGAUGCGGUCCUUCCAGAGAACCACCACAAAAGACAGAGGAAGGAGGAAGCAAAGAAACAAAGUGAACUGGAGAUCCAAAGGCAACAGCAGGAAAAGAAGAGACAAUAUGAACAAGAACAAAAGCAUAAAGAUUGUACGAUACAGAAAGAGCAGAAAGUCAAAGAUCCAAAAGAAGAAAAGAGACAACAAGAAACAGAACUUAAUGACAAUCUGAUCCAGCAGGGAUGGAAGGAUAAAAAGGAAGAACCAGAAAAGCAAAAGGCUCAGGAAGAAAAUAUAAGCCAUCAGUAUUUGGAAAAGCUGAAGGGGAAAGAACUUAAAACAGUUCAAUCUGAAAAGCUCUCUGAACUGAACCAACAAUUACUUCCAGAGCAAAAAAGAGAAAUAAGACAGGGAAAGAAAGAACAAGAAAGCAGUAAAAAUUUACAUGAUAGAAACCAACAGCAAGAGAAGGGAACAGCUGUGAAACUGAAGGGACAAGAAGAGCAACAGCGAAAUCUGAAUGAAAAACAAUGUACAAAUGAAGAAAAGCAGCAAAAAUUGGCAAAAUCGGUUGGAUCAACAGAACCCAGUAAAACAGCACCAGCAGAAAUAGGGCAUUUGCGGGCUGAAAAGGAGGUGCAGCAGGAGGAAUGUAUACAAAGGACAGAGGGCCAACAAUUGGAAAGAGACAAAAUCCUCUCUUUAGAAGAUCAGCUGUCACUGGAAAAGCCAAAAGAAGAGAUGAAAUCCCACCAGUUACACAUGAAGAAGCAUCCAGAAGAUGAACGUUUGGGAACUGUUGAGAAAGAGCUACAACGUAAGGAAGAACCAGGACAGCAACAAAGAGCACAGACAGGCAAAGAACGGAAGGAAGAAGGGAGCCUAAGAGUUUAUCAGGCAAUGAACGUUGACAUUGAGGAGCAGGAAAGAGUUCUGGGCGAAGAAUUACGUUGGCAGGAAGUUGACACCCGGCAAACCAUGUCCAGGGGCUUCACCUUUCAAGUGUCUUCUGGAGAAAAAGAAAUUAUAUUUCCCAAAGUGAAUUUAAGUCCAGUUACACCCGUGAAAGAGGCGCCACUUUCUUCUGCCACAAAAGAAGUUAAGGACCCUAAGUCUAGUAGAGGUUCCACUACUCUUCCAACUUCUUCAUGUGUUCCCCACACAGCAAUCUUGGUCACUGGAGCACAACUCUGUGGCACUGCAGUAAACCUCAACCAGAUCAAAGAUACAGCCUGCAAAUCUUUACUUGGUUUAACAGAAGACAAGAAAGCGGCGGAGGCGCCUGAGGCUGAAAGCAUCCAGAAACCUGUUGACGGCAGGCCGAACAGCGCUAAGGCGAAGCAUGUCCAAGAUUCAGUGGACAACCAAGCCAUCCUGGAUGAAUGGGCUUCAAUUCGUUCCAAAAUCUUAAAAGGUGCGGAAAACGAGAAAUUCAGUGAGAAAGACAGUGGAAGUCUUAAUAGGCACAGUGAUGAUUGGACAGCUAAAGGGCGAAGUCCUUCCCAUGGUAACUUACGAAAGACUUUGUCUGCAAAUGCGAAGUUUUCUAUAACUCCCGCAUGGCAGAAAUUUUCAGAAAUGUCCAAAACUGCUGCAGAGAAUAAAACUCUUCCUGAAGCAGAAAAUGCAGCGAUGCAACCGACUCCGUCCAUUCUGCAUUCAGACAACGAGGCCCUCCAAGCAGAGUCCCCGGCCGGUACAAAGAACGUAGGAACUUCCCCUGGGAAAAUCAGAGGGCGUCAGGAAGUAGCGGGUAAUACGGAGGGAUGUAAGUUUGCCAAAGAUCUCCCAUCUUUCCUUGUCCCAAGUCUCCCGUAUUCUCCAAAUAAAGAACUCUCCCCCGCCACUGAAACUUCGCCAGCAACGGAAACCCAACACAACCUUGGCUCCAAAAAACCGGACCGGGCUUCACCGGGCGGAGAAGAAAACGUCUCCCCAUUUGGAGUGAAAUUAAGGAGGACCAACUACUCCUUGCGUUUUCACUAUGACCAGCAAGCAGAGCAAAAGAAGAAGAAAAGAUACAGUGCAGGAGAUAGCUUUGACGGGUUGCCAACUCCGCUCACCCCAGACAGAGAACAAGAUGCGAAACCUUUAUUUUUAAAAGAUAGCAAAUCUCCGAGCCAAGACAGAAAAGACGCCAGGCUUAAUUCUGACAAUACCACGUUAACGAUUAUUAGUCGCAGUUACACCAUAGUUGCGCCUGUAUCUUCUCCGACUGGUCCUCUGCCUGUGUCUAGUCAAGAAAAAUCUGCUUCUAAAUCACCCCUACCACCAAAACCCGCACUGGCUCCAAAGCCCAUCAGCCAAACACCGCCUACAUCUCCUCUCACAAAACCCCGUCGGUCUCACGUCACUGAACCCAUCGGGAAAAGGGUCUCCAAAGUGGAACCUGAUACCAGCUGGAGAAAAAGCGAAGGGAAAGGGAGUCCUCACCACUCCCAAGCACCAGGCGAAAGCAAGAGCGAGGAGGAAGAAUCUAGAGAGAAGAAAUCGUUUUUUCCAUCCAUCACCAUGCCCUGGAGAGAGAAAGUGGAGAAAAAGCCAGAAGCAUUGAAAAGGGAACGGCCAGUUCUUCAGAGCAGACAUUCCAUCGAUGGUUCGAAAGUGAUGGAGAAAGGGGAAACCGCACAGCCUCUCUGGAUCACUUUGGCGUUGCAAAAACAGAAGGGCUUUCGGGAGCAGCAAGCAACCCGCGAGGAAAGGAGGCAAGCCAGAGAAGCCAAGCAGGCCGAGAAAUUGGCUAAAGAAAAUGCCAGCAUGAACAACCAGGCAGAUAAUAAAAGCAAUAAUGUGAGCAGGUCAAACAUACAGCAAAAGUCCACCGGCCCAGAAGAGGAGAAAAAAAUGGAGACGGCUACAUCAAGAUUUGAACGUAGAGAACAGCUCAAAAAAUCGAAUACCCUCCCUUCGUCCGUCACAGUGGAGAUCACCGAUUCCCUUUCGUCGUCGCCUUUGGCUAAAGAAGUCACCAAGAGAUUCUCUACACCGGAUGCUAACCCCGUCUCCACCGAACCUGCUUGGCUGGCCUUGGCCAAGAGAAAAGCGAAAGCGUGGAGCGACUGUCCUCAGAUCAUCAAAUCUGGUUCAAGAUGAUGGAAUUGGUUUAACGAGGGGAACUGAAUUGGGACUGCCAAAUUCCAGCCAGCUGGACAGCAAGAAAGAUAAAGACGCUUCCUAAAUCUUUGCUGUUUUAUAGACUUGCAGCUGAGCUACGAAAGUCUUUGAUUUGAAAAGCUAAUCGUAAGGAAAAUGUGACCUCUUUACCCCCUGAGUAUUGCUGCCCUUUAAAACUGGUAUUCUUAAAUUAUCAAUCAGUUAUAUUUUCUAGUUAGACAUGUAAAUAUGCAAAAAAAAAUAGCGUUGUAUUGUACUAAACAUCGGGUAAAAAAUGUUUGGAACAAAAUUUGAAUUCAGUAUUUCUAUUUCUCUUCAUUGCAACAUCAGUUUGGAAUGAAAACACUUUGAAGACAGAGAAGUGCAGCCUACCAAAUUACAUUCUCAUUCGAAAAUCCCACCUCAAAACAACAAGAAAUACCAACCCACACACUAUGCCUCUGGAAUCAGGGAAAACAUUAAUUCAAGGAUCAGUGUAAAAAUUGCAAUUUUGGUCCAAGACAACCAAAACAAAAACAGUUACUGAACAGACAUAAAAGCGCAGGAGAAAAUGUUUAUUGUGUUUAUGGAGAAGCAUAAAGAUGCUGAGUUUGACAGCUGAGUAUAACUGUCCUAAAGAAAGUUAUUCUUGUAGCCAUUGUCACUUGGAUCUUUUAAGUGAAUUCAGGACUUCUUCAAGACUCAUCUUAAAUGAGAUCAGGAAAGCCUGUUAGUUAUACAACUUAACGGAUGAAGUUAGGACCUCCUAGUAACUCAGUGUAUAGAGCCAAGGUGGGAGUUUGAAGAAUGAAAAAAUAAUGACCUUUUUUGCCAUUCACAAAAAAUGUGAAGAUUUCAUCCAGUGUGAGUUAAUUCUUAUUAACUCUUACAGCAGUUAA